Molecule: messenger RNA, 2970 nt
Organism: Symbiodinium sp. CCMP2456
Lineage: Eukaryota; Dinophyceae; Suessiales; Symbiodiniaceae
Source: the annotation of a GenBank genome assembly
AUGGACGUCCCCGACGAUGCCUUCACGCAGUUGUCUGUCGGCUCCUGGGUCGUGGUCCACGACCUCCUUGCGACUCCUUCCCUGAACGGUGCGCAUGGUGUGGUGGACGAGUUCCAAGCGGAGAAGGGAAGGUACGUCGUCGAGUUUGCGAACGGAAGCCGGAAGCUCAUCCACGGGAAGAACUUGAAGCCCAGCCAGGAGUUCGAAUCCAAGAAGUCGGAUCCUCUGAAGACAGGGGAAUCAGGGGACCUGGCCAAAAUCAGUGGCCUCACCAAUGCCACAGCCCUGAACGGCCGCGUCUGCAGAGUGCAGGCGCCAAAAGGCGCCGAUCGGUACGACGUGAAGCUUCCAGACGGAACAGUGAAAGCCAUCAAGGGCUCCAACUUGUCUGUGCUCCCGUCUCCUGGCACAGCCGUGACCUCCUCUAACCUCGUCGAGGGAGCGAUGGUGCAGCGCGGCCCAAGUUGGAUCUGGGAGGACCAGGAUGGCGGCAAGCAUUGCUUGGGUCGUGUCCUCCACUUCAACACGGAGACAGGCUGGGCCACAGUACAGUGGAGCAAUGGGAUGAGAAACUGCUACCGGAUUGGCAUGAACAGCAAGAACGACCUGGAGCAUGCAGACCCCUUCAAGCACGAGGAGUCCUAUCUGGAGGCUCUGAAGAAAGGCAAGGAAGCCAUCAAGAGGUGCCACCUCCAACGUAGUUUCGCCUAUCCCUGCGGCGUGAAGCACUCGCAUGUUGAUUUCUUCGAUAUCAGAGACGAGGUUUGCGAGGCUUUCGGUGGCCACAAGCAUGGCCAAAGAGUUCAAGCGGGAGGCAUGCAGGCGGUGAUGAUCGGCGUCGCGCUGUUGGACGACGAUCUAGAUUUGUUUUCGCCCUUCUAUCAUGUAGACGGCAGAGACGGUGCGUCCGUCUUCGCAGAUCAGGAGCUUUUCAAGAAAUUGACGGUCAUCGGACGGCAGAAGGUCAGGGAGGCAAAGCCCGGGCGUGUCUUUGCCGACAACCGAGAGCUGCUUGAGAUUGCCAAGGAGGUCACCCCCACCUUCCAGUAUGUCAUGGCGCCGAACUCUUUGAUGCAUGGACAGUUGGAGCGGUAUGACAUCCGAGAUGAGAUCUGCUUGAGGGUUGGGGGCUUCAAGCAUGGCCAGGUUGUGAAGGAAGGGGACACGAAAUCCGUUGUCAUCGGCGUGCGGCUCGUGAAUGGUGUUCCGACUCUGUUCUUUCACGUGGAUGGACAGCCUGGUGCAGGGAGGUUCACUGACCUCGAGAAGAAGAACUUCACGGUUGUUGGGUCCCGCGCGGUGGAAGAGGCGCCCGACGACUUCUUUCAAACUCCGGCACCGUCUGCAGAGCUUCGGGACCUGGCCACAACAUUGCAGUGUACCUUCGGCUAUCCUUGCGGAACCAGGCUCCCGCAUUUUGCAAAAUUUGACAUCCGGGAUCACGUCUGCGAAGCCGUCGGAGGGUUCAGGCAUGGCCAGAAGGUGAGGGAUCAUCGCGGCAACUGUGCCGUGGUGGCAGGGGUCAGGCUGCAUGAUGAUGUGCCCACUCUGUUCUUCCACUUGGAUGGGUCGCCGGGAGCUGGCAAAUACGCGAGGUAUCACCUUGUUCGGCACAAGUUCAAUGUGAUCGGUUCAGCAGCCUUGCAGGAGGUAUCUGCUUCAGAUCCUCUGUUCCGGCAUGCUGGUAAAUCCGAAAAGAAUUUCAUGAAAAAGAUGAUGGACGAGUUCCUCUCGGCUUUUGCAAGUCACGCUGGUCAGUCUACGCGUGAGUUCGACCCGGAUUUCGAGUAUGACUACACCUUCCGCUACCUUCAGAAGUCCUUGGAUCCCGCGUAUUUCGACAUCAGGGACGAGGUGUGUGAAGGGGUGGGCGGCUUCAAGCACGGUGACGUCGUCUAUCUCGUUGGUAUGGACCGACAAGCUGUGGUCAUCGGAGUGCGUCCCGACCGGCGCGGCACGCCUCAUCUCUGGAUGCAUGUGGAGGGAGCGCCGGGCGCUGGAAUUUUCCAGGAGCAGGAUUUCAUUCGGCGGACGUGUUCCGUUGUCGGCAGGCAAGAGGUCAAAGAGUUUGAGGAUCCCGAGCCGCGAGCCUUUAGCUCUGAGUUCGUGCAGGGCAUCCAGCCGACGUUUCGCUACCCGCAAGGUGUCAAAGGGCGCACCAAGCUUGAAUUCUUUGACGUGCGUGACGAGGUUUGCUUGCAUGUGAGUGGCUGUCGGCAUGGAGAGAAGGUCAAGUUUGGAGAAGUAAAGGCUGUUGCAAUUGGAGUGAAGCUGGAGGGCAUAGUUCCGACCAUGUUCUUCCAUGUGCUGAAGCCCGUCGCUGCGCCUGGCGCAGGAGUGUUUGAAAAUCUCGACCUCAUGAGGCCACACAUAAAGAGCCUUGGGAUCGAUACUGUUGAGGAAGUCACAGAGGAGAGGUUCCGGCAGGGCUGGGCCCCACCCAAACCGUGCAGGGCGUCCUCUUCGGCCUCGUCCAGCGAGUCUGAUUCUGAGUCCGACGCCUCCUCGCAGAAAUCAGAAUCUUCCUUCCAGGAUCCCAUCCGGCAUAGGGCUCAAGUCCAUUCAGAAGAGGAGAUGUUGGGAGAUGCCGUGUUGCUGCGGCUGUCCAGCUGCUCGGCAGCCAUCAAGCAAGUGCUCCUGAACUCGGCAGAGUUGGCCGAGUGCCGGCGUGACGUGGUCGAUGCGAACUGCGAGGUCACCCCCGAAUGGGCGAAUGGAGCCGUCUUGCUCGCCCCAUUGACGGAGGAGAAGGCCUCGGAAGCACAGCUGCAGCUUCGCCCAUACCACGUUGUGGCUUUCAAGGGGGACGAGGGCCGGGUGAAGGCCGCUUUGAGCACACUGCCAUGCAGACAGCGGCCCCGGAUUCGCGAGAGAUCCGACCUUGGGUGCUCGGCAGCCGCCGAUGUGCCAGAUCAGGAGCAAGAUCUCGAGGAAGUGGAUUCGGAAGCCGAGAGUGUCGCACAAGACCUG